Molecule: messenger RNA, 1869 nt
Organism: Strigops habroptila (Kakapo)
Lineage: Eukaryota; Metazoa; Chordata; Aves; Psittaciformes; Psittacidae
Gene: GTPBP8
Product: GTP binding protein 8 (putative)
Exons: 7
Coding region: 29-847 (272 amino acids)
Cellular component (GO): mitochondrion
Molecular function (GO): GTP binding
Source: RefSeq, a predicted model, not a curated record
CGCCUGCGCGGCGCCGGCACCACUCGCGAUGGUGCUGCUGCGGGCGGGUGGCCGGUCCGCGCCGCCGCUGGCAGCCCUGGCGCAGGUGCUGCGGCUGGAGCAGAGCCGCCGCACCGGCCUCCUGUUCCCGCUGCAGAAGCUGGAGCGGUACCUGGCUCCCGGCACCGACACGUCGCGGUUCCGCCUCUUCCAGCCCGGCCUGCCCGCCCUGCAGCGCGCCGAGGAGCUCUUCAAGUCCGGCCGCGACCACCCCAUCGACUACCUGAGCUCCGCCGUCCGCAUGGCGCACGCCCCGGCGCUGGCCCUGCCCGAGGUGUGCUUCAUCGGCCGAAGCAACGUAGGGAAGUCAUCUUUAAUCCGGGCCUUGUUCUCACUGUCCCCAGAAGUGGAGGUCAGAGUGUCAAAAACUCCGGGCCACACCAAGAAGAUGAAUUUCUUCAAAGUAGGGAAGUACUUUACUCUGGUGGAUAUGCCAGGAUACGGCUACCGUGCCCCGCAAGACUUUGUGGAGAUGGUGGAGGCUUACCUGCAGGAACGGCGCAACUUGAAGAGGACUUUUAUGUUAAUUGAUGGUGUGGUAGGACUUCAGAAGACAGAUCAUGUUGCAGUAGAGAUGCUGGAAGAGUUUGGGAUUCCUUAUGUGAUAGUGUUAACAAAAAUUGACCGAGCUUCCAGAGGACUGUUGUUAAAGAAUGUACUGGAGAUCCAGGAGUAUGUGAAGGAGAAAACUCAGGGGUGCUUUCCUCAGCUAUUCCUGGUCAGUUCCCUGGAGUUUUCAGGGGUUCACCUGCUAAGGUGUUUUGUAGCCCAUGUUACUGGAAACCUGCCCACGGUAGACACCAGCUGAAAAGACUGGUUCUUCGCCUGCUCAGCUUCUCCAGGACAAAAGAACAGAGAUUUUUGCUCGGUCUAUAAGUGCACAGGAACUGUCAGCAUCAAGUCACAAAUCAACUCCCAACGAAAGGCAGAGGAAGUUGAUCUCACUUUAGCUGUUCCAUAAUUAUCUGUUACAAGGAUAAACGUACCUUCUUCACAAGCUUUGGGCCUAGAGGAGAUGCAGUAAGUGUGACUGUGUGGUGAGACCGUGUUACAGACCACCCAGCCAAGGUAAGAAAGUGGAUGGACAUUUCACCCUUUCAAGUAACUCCAGGAAGUCUCUUUAUCAGAUGCCUCCCGAGGCCUCUUUCAAACCACAUUAGCCUGUUCUGAUAGCCUAAUAAGAAGUGCCAUAUACAGAUUUGGAGAAGGUUACCAAAUCAAUGUCAGAGUAAUUCCUUUGUGCCACAGUUAAAAUCUGGAAAAAUUACAACUUUUGUAAAAUUAAAGAAAUUACAAGAAGAAGAGGAUGCUCAUAGUAUCCCUGCUUCUGCAGGAACAGGAUUUUACAGGCUUAAGCGCACUCAUCUUUGUAUCAUGGGCAAAGCUAUUUGCUUUACAGUUAGUUAUGCAGUCAGUAGCAAGUGAUUGAUUCAAGGUAAACAAUCCAUACUCCAGCUUCUCCGUGCAGUCCCCAGACUACCCCUUUCUGGGCCAAGGCAAGUGCCUGUACAGCCCAGCUCCAAGCUGUGUGUGUUGGGUCAGCGUCCCCACCAGAGUCCCUGUGCUGACACAGGCUGGGAUCAGAGGCAGCAGCACCCCAGCCAGGGAGAGAGAGCUCACUGGUCCUACCCCCGUGUUUCUUUUCAUGCAUCAAACCGUUUCUCAGGCAAGGAGAGCAAGUGUUUGCCUAGGAAGUGGCUACAUAGGUAGUUCUGUAGCCAGAGAACUAAAACAAGAAACAAGGUCUACACCUACACAAGGGAAUUAAAUUUUACAGGGCUUUUUUUCUCUUGAAGAAAACGCGCUACGUUAAAGUCCUUCUGGCAUCAA